AUGGCCGCGCGGGUGGUGUGGCUGGUCGCCAACGGGCUCGUCGCCCCCGAGCAGGUGCUGGGCCUGACGUUCACCCGCAAGGCGGCGGGCCAGCUCGCCGACCGCAUCCGCCAGCGGCUGCGGCGCCUCGCGGCCUCGCCGCUGCUCGACGAGCUCGACCCGUCGGGUGAGCGCCGCCUCGCCGUGCGGGUGGGCGAGCCGACGGUCUCGACCUACCACGCCUACGCCGGGCGCCUGCUCGGCGAGCACGGGCUGCGGCUGCCCCUCGACCCGGGAGCGCGCCUGCUCUCCGAGACGGCGUCGUGGCAGCUGGCGCACCGGGUGGUCGCCACGUGGACGGCCGACCUCGACACCGACAAGGUCCCCGCGACGAUCACCGCGCACGUCCAGGCGCUGGCGGGCGAGCUCGGCGAGCACCUCGCCUCGCCCGACGGCCUGCGGGCGCACGCGGAGUGGUUCUGUCGCGUGGCCGAGUCGGCGCCGCGGGCCAAGGGGCAGUCGGCGGCACCGUCGGGCAAGCUGCGCGACCGCAUCGCCGCCCAGCGCUUCCGCGCGGCCCUGCUGCCGCUGGUCGAGGCGCUGGCCGAGCGCAAGCGCCGUCAGCGGGUGGUCGACUUCGCCGACCAGAUGGCGGGCGCCGCCCGCCUCGCCGACGAGCACCCCGAGGUGGGUGCCGCCGAGCGGCAGGCCUUCCGCGCGGUGCUGCUCGACGAGUACCAGGACACCGGCCAUGCGCAGCGGGUCCUGCUGCGGGCGCUGUUCGCCGCCGACACGCCCGCGGCCCGCGAGGCCACUCCCGACACCGGGCGGCCGACGUUCGUCACCGCCGUCGGCGACCCGUUCCAGUCGAUCUACGGGUGGCGUGGGGCCAGCGCGGCCAACCUGCCCCGCUUCACCACCGACUUCCCGCGCCCCGACCCGGCGGGCGGGCGCGUCCCGGGGUGGGUGGCCGCCGCGCGCCACGAGCUGCUGACCAGCUUCCGCAACCCGCCCGAGGUGCUCGCCCUGGCCAACGCCGUGGCCGAGCCCCUGCGUCGCGCCGGGAUCCCCGUGGCCGAGCUGCGCCCGCGGCCGGGCGCCGAGCCCGGUCGGGUCCGGGUGGCGCUGCACGACGACGUCGACGCCGAGCGUGCCUGGCUCGCCGACGCCGUCGCCGACCGCUGGCGCGCCGCCCUCGAUGCCGGCGCCGAGCCGCCGACCAGCGCGGUCCUGGUGCGCCGCCGCGCCGACAUGGCCGAGCUGGCCGCCGCGCUGCGGGCCCGCGACCUGCCCGUCGAGGUCGUCGGCCUGGGUGGGCUGCUCGACGAGCCCGAGGUCCGCGACCUCGUCUCGGCGCUGCGCCUGGUCGUCGACCCGCUGGCGGGCGCGGCGGCGGUCCGCCUGCUGACCGGGGCACGGUGGCGGGUCGGGGGAGCCGACCUGGCCGCGCUGUGGCGGCGCGCUCGCGAGCUCGCCGCACCGGUCGCCGGCUCGGGGGCGACGGCGGGCGCGGCAGCCGACCCGGUCGCGGCGGCGCUGCCGGGCGAGGGCAGUGAACGGGCGGGGCUGGUCGACGCGCUCGACGACCCGGGUCCGUCGGCGCGGUACUCCACGGCGGGCUACGCGCGCAUCCGGACGCUCGCGCGCGAGCUCGCCGACCUGCGCCGCCGGGUCACCGCGCCGCUGGUCGACCUCGUCGCCGACGUCGAGCGCACCCUGCUGCUCGACGUCGAGGCGGCCUCCCGUCCGGGCCCGGUGGGGCGCGCGCACCUCGACGCCUUCGCCGACGUGGUGGCCGACUUCGCCGCCGGCUCCGUCGGCGCGGCGGCCGCCGAGGGUGGUGGCGCCACGGCGACGGCGCUGCUGGCCUACCUCGAGACCGCCGAGGAGGCCGAGGACGGCCUCGCGCCGGGCGAGGUCGACACCGCCUGGCAGGCGGGCCCGGCCUCGGGCGGCGCGCGGGUCCAGGUGCUCACCGUGCACGCCGCCAAGGGGCUGGAGUGGGAGCUGGUCGUGGUCCCGCACGUCGUCGACAAGGUCUUCCCGGCCGCCAAGCGGGCGGGCUCCUGGCUCUCGACCGUCCCGUCGCUGCCGGUCCCGCUGCGCGGCGACCGCGCCGACCUGCCGCACCUGCAGCUCGACGCGUGCACCGAUCGCAAGGAGGUCGCCGACGCGCUCGACGCCCACGAGGCGGCGUUCGACGAGCGCAGGCUCGUCGAGGAGCGGCGGCUGUUCUACGUCGCGCUGACCCGCGCCGAGCACACCCUGCUGGUCUCCGGGCACUGGUGGGGCGAGACCGGGGCGGCGCCGCGCGGCCCCUCCGACCUGCUCGACGAGGUCGGCGCGCUCGCGCAGGGCGCUCCCGAGGGGCUCGUCGUCGACCG
Theobroma umbraticum is the source of this 2363-nucleotide messenger RNA. NCBI's taxonomy places the organism in Eukaryota, Viridiplantae, Streptophyta, Magnoliopsida, Malvales, Malvaceae. The record is from RefSeq and is a predicted model, not a curated record.